UGAAGAUGCUGGCUACAGUUGUGCUGAUGUUUGCUGUGUGCUGGCUGCCGAUCCACAUGAUGAACUUGGUCGUGUACUUUGACCGCGACGCCAUGCUUCCGGACACCACUGAACAGGAGUACCUCUACAUCGCGGCCUUCUUCUCCUGCCACUGGUUUUCGAUGGCCAACAGCUUCGUCAAUCCCAUCAUCUACUGCUUCAUGAGCGACAACUUCAGGGUGGACCUUCGGCAACUCGUGGUUGGUUGUUGUCCGUUGCUGGCCAUGCGCACUGGUGGCCGAUCUCUUGGCAAACGCAGCUCGUACGGGGGCGGUGGUUCCCUUCCUAGCAGCACCAUGAUGCUUUCGAGCACUACUUCGAGUCACCACCACCAGCACCACCAGCGCUGCAACGGAUUCUACACACAUUCGCCCACCUCGGUCGUGGCACUGAAGACGCUCGGAGACUGCGUUGCCGGCGAGGCCACUACGCUGCGCCUCCCUGUCUACGAGUAGACAAGCAUCUGCGUGUUCGACUAACUCGAGUCUCGUCGGCACCGACUUCGCUGCAGUUGAAGAACUCUUGGUCGUGGCCUGGGAAUGGGUUUGAAAAACUAAAGAAAAACGUCAGGUCGCGUGUGUCUGAGUUCCGCGAAUCUUGGCGCUGGCUUGCCGAAACGACGUCGACACUAUCGCUUUGCUGCAUGAAAAGGUGAACAAAAAUUUUUUUAGUGCGCUUUAGCAUGCAUCAUGGUGAAGAAUCCGACGUCGAUAAAAUUAUUACAGACGUGAGUUCGUAUACAGGGGGCCAGACCUAGCAGAUGUGUCGCAUUUUGCUGAAAAACAAUUUCACGCGACGAAUCUGCGUACCGGGAAUCUAUAAGCAUGUGUCUUGCAGCUGGGGCGAC
Rhipicephalus sanguineus (brown dog tick) is the source of this 886-nucleotide messenger RNA. RefSeq names its product tachykinin-like peptides receptor 99D. Gene Ontology annotation, molecular function: G protein-coupled receptor activity. Gene Ontology annotation, cellular component: membrane. The transcript is spliced from 2 exons. Gene Ontology annotation, biological process: G protein-coupled receptor signaling pathway. The record is from RefSeq and is a predicted model, not a curated record. Bases 6 to 494 code for a protein of 162 amino acids. Lineage: Eukaryota; Metazoa; Arthropoda; Arachnida; Ixodida; Ixodidae.